AUGAUUGGGAACAUUCGGCAUGAUGACGUCUUCUUAGAUGUUGGAGCUGGGUUGGGGAAUGUGGCGGCUCAGUUCGCGGUACAGACGAAGGCACGUCAGUGUUUGGGCAUAAAAAAACGACCGGAGUUGGUCAGCAGAGGUGUAUCCUGCUUGCGAGCAUAUGCAUUCCGAAUUCUACUACUGCAUAAAGUUUUCUUGCUACAGGGGAAUGUCCUCGAUACGCCUUUAUCGACUACACCACCUUUCCUGGACGCGUCAGUGAUUUUUCUGAAUGAUUUUUUGUUUGAUGAAUCAGCUAGGCUCGUUGUCGAAGAGGAGCUGAGCUUGAUGCAAAGAGCGCGUUUGAUUAUAUCUACCGCUCGCUAUUGCCCGCGUCAUCGCGAAUCCUGCCGAAGAAGGUUUUGCGCCAAGUGGGUGCCAACGCAUACUACGUACGGUCACGCAAGCUGGAAGUCCGAGUGUAUCCCUAUCUACAUGUACCAAGUGCGGCAGCAGAAUUGUGAGCCAUCGCCCGUCUAG
Messenger RNA from Phytophthora infestans T30-4, 519 nucleotides. RefSeq lists its product as uncharacterized. The transcript has a single exon. Bases 1 to 519 code for a protein of 172 amino acids. NCBI's taxonomy places the organism in Eukaryota, Oomycota, Peronosporomycetes, Peronosporales, Peronosporaceae. The record is from RefSeq and is a predicted model, not a curated record. Gene Ontology annotation, molecular function: histone H3K79 methyltransferase activity.